AUGGCUUCCAAAUGCAUAAGUGACUGUGUAAACGUCGAAAAUGAUGCCACUGGGGGCCGGCCGGGUACAACUUUAGCCAAAAUUCACAAGUGGCCAGCUGCAGAGGUGGAGUUCAUACAGUCAAUCAGCCACGGAGGUAGCCAGGGUCGUACCACAGCGAUUGAGAGCAUAUCUUGUAGACAAAUGUACCUUAGGAGCUAUACGUUCUCAAGAAAAGAGGAAAACGAGGACAGUGAUCGAAGAUGUUUUAGAGGAUGUAGGAAGAAGGUUGCGAAAAAAUGUACGAGGAGUAAAACCACAUCACGUAGGGCGUUGGUGGUCAGAUUUUUAAAGAAAUAUUUGCUUUGUAGUAACCCUAAUAAGAUUAAUGCUAAUGAGUGA
Molecule: messenger RNA, 381 nt
Organism: Camelina sativa (false flax)
Lineage: Eukaryota; Viridiplantae; Streptophyta; Magnoliopsida; Brassicales; Brassicaceae
Source: RefSeq, a predicted model, not a curated record